Messenger RNA from Prunus armeniaca (apricot), 2616 nucleotides. Lineage: Eukaryota; Viridiplantae; Streptophyta; Magnoliopsida; Rosales; Rosaceae. The record is from the annotation of a GenBank genome assembly.
AUGGACCCUCAGUAUCCUAGCAAUCCCACCAGGUCGUACGGGCCGCAAAUGAAGAUGACGAUCCAGCCCUCUCAGCACUCCGACAACGACCGGAGCAGCGGCGAGCUGCGCGCACUGGAUUGCAACCUCACGGCGCUCUGCGACCACAUUCAAUUGGAGGGCUUCAACUCCGGCGCCUUCUCCGAUAUGGUCGUCCACGCCAUGGGCUCCACCUACCACCUCCACCGCCUCAUUCUCUCACGCAGCCCCUACUUCAGGAACAUGCUUCAUGGACCUUGGAAAGAAGCCAAUGAGCCGGUUUUAACCUUACAUAUUGACGAUAAGAAUGUUAACGGAGAAGCAAUUGCAACGGCUUUGGCAUAUCUAUACGGCCACCACCCCAAGCUUAAUGAUAACAAUGCAUUUCGUGUUUUGGCUGCCGCUUCUUUUCUUGACCUUCAGGAUUUAUGUGCAAUAUGCACAGACUUCAUUAUAUCUGAAUUAUGGACUUCAAACUUCUUAGCCUAUCAGGUGUUUGCAGAGAGCCAAGAUUAUGGCAUACAUGGAGAACGAGUAAGAAAUGCUUGCUGGGGCUACCUUUGUCAAAGUGGUUCCAUGGAGUUGAAAGAGGUGCUUCCAAAACUUUCUGCCCAAACCUUGCUUGCAUUGCUGACCUCUGAUGAGCUCUGGGUACCCAGUGAAGAGAAACGGUUUGAACUGGCAUUGUAUGCAUUCCUUGCAAAAGGUGCUCAAUGCAAACAAGAAGAUUAUGAUCAUGGAAGUUCCAGUUCUGAGGCAGGAACAGAUACUCAAUCUGAUUCAUCUAAUGCAAAGGGAAAGAAUCUGAUGGGUAGUUUCACUAAUAAACGGUUGGAGUCUGAACUGGGGCGCUUAACUCUAAAAGAUGAUUUAGAGGGCCAUAAUACUGCUCGUAAUCUUCUGAUAGAGCUUGCAGACUGUGUGGUUGACUUCCAAACAGGAGUUUCAAAUUCCAAACAGCAAGUACAACAAGUUGCAUACCCUCAGUCCAAUUUGGAGCCAGGAUGCAACUGCAGCAUGGGUGGUCCUUCAUCAUUGAGUAAUUCAUUUUCAGAAAUUGAUGUAAUUAGAACUUCAUGUUAUACUGAAAUGCCAGUUGGUGUUGGAGCAAGUAGAUUGGGGGCAAAUGGAGUUGCUAUGGAAGGGCCAUCUGAUGAAGGAUCAUGCUAUCACUUAAAUAACAAUAGUUGGCUUGCCAGGGAUCAGUCAAGGCAAUGCUCUUCAAUGAACUCUUCCACUAGUGAGCUAAUGCCAAAUGAUUGGGGAAGAUGUGGCAUGCCUCCUCUUUCAUGGGGUGGCAGAACUGUAGGCAGAAGACAGCUUAAAGGUUAUGCUAAAGGGAACUUUGGGGUUGGUGGUGAGGAAUAUGAUGCAUUUGUUAAUAUAUUUGAAGGGGGUUCUCUUUUGUACUGCAACAUGUCUUUUGAGGCACUUCUUAGUGUAAGAAAGCAACUUGAGGAAUUGGGAUUCCCCUGCAAAGCUGUAAAUGAUGGUCUUUGGUUGCAGAUGCUGUUAAGCCAGAGAGUUCAAGAAACUGGUGCUGAUACAUGCAAAAGUUGCUGUCUUACAAGUUUAGCAUGCACUUGCAGACAGCAAUUUUCAUUCUCACAUGGAGUUACCACUGGAUAUUACAUGCAAGAGCACAAUCAGAAUAAUUCUCCUGGCGUGUAUGUUGCUGAGUCUGCUCCAGGUGAAGGAAAUGGCCUCUUUAGGCCUGUACGUGUGCAUGUUAGGGGUCCUAUUGAUGGGCUUGCUGGUAUUGGACGCGGAACUACAUUUGUCCCAGCGACUGCCUGGCCUCCAACUCGGUUUGUCUUUUCCCGUGUGCCAUUUGGCAUGGGCAACAGAAAUUGCCAGCAGUCUCUUGCAAAUGAUGAUUCAGAGGCUAGAGCUGACCAUAGUGGGGACCUGUCUGGGGAUGGAUUGACGGCUUUGGUUGGGCUAAGCCAAGGAGGGAACAAUGUAGCUAAUGCUCAUGGGGAGCAAACAGAGAGAGCCUAUGAGAUGGAUGUGCAAAGCCGAAUGCCUGUAACUUCCAUGGCAGUGCCAAGUACGAGUGGCAUACCUGUGCAGAUGGUAGAGUCGUCAGACCGUGCAAUUGGGAUUGAGUGGGAUAAUCCAAACAGUUCUUCCAUAUCAUUGGAUUUGAAAACACCUUUAAGCCACUUCCCUCCUUUCCGCUUUGGGGUGCAAUUUGAGGAUGUGCACAGGCUCAGUGAUGGCCAAGUGAAGCACUCUCCAGAAGUCUUUUAUGCUGGUUCUUUAUGGAAGGUUAGCGUUCAGGCUUUUAAUGAUGAAGACCCUCAAGGACGUCGAACACUUGGAUUAUUUCUUCACCGACGUAAGGCAGAGAUUACUGAUUCAUUUAGAAAGGUGCAGAUGUAUGUCGAUUCUCGUGAAAAGGUUACUGCCCGGUAUCAGUUAAUCUGUCCAUCAAAGAGGGAAGUCAUGGUGUUUGGAAGUUUCAAGCAAACAGGAACGCUUUUACCGAAAGCUCCAAAGGGCUGGGGCUGGCGAACAGCUCUGUUAUUUGAUGAGCUUGCUGAUCUUCUCCAAAAUGGGGCCUUAAGAGUGGCUGCUGUUGUGCAGCUUGUAUGA